AUGGUGGACAACCCCUUUUUAUAUCCAUUUGGGCAACUAGUACUUCUCAAUGGAAUUUUUCAUUGGGUAGAAAGUCCCACUUACUACUCUGGAUUGCCAAGAGGAAUAGCUUCUUUUGAUCUUGUAAGCGAGACAUUCAAAGAAAUCCAACUACCACAAGAGUUAUUAGACAGGCGUAAAUUUUCUGUGUUAAAUUUGUGGCUUUUUGAAGGUUGCCUCUACCUGAUUGGUAGCAUGUAUAUGGUUGGUGUUGAGGUGUGGACGAUGAAACAGUAUGGCGUUAAAGAGUCUUGGACUAAAAUGUUGGUAGUUGAUGGCGAUACAUUUGGAGUUGGGUAUAUUGACUUGAAAAACUCUCUCGGGAAUGGUGUGAUUCUGGUUCAGGCAGACCAUCUAUUUCCUUUCCUAUAUGAUCUCAACAAGGAAGAAGCUAGACAACUUAAAAUCGAUGGCAUUAAGCCACCGUUCUUCACAUGGGCUUUCUUAGGGAGCUUAAUAUCACCUACUUUUGGUACUUGUUUGGAGGCACAAUAG
Molecule: messenger RNA, 534 nt
Organism: Papaver somniferum (opium poppy)
Lineage: Eukaryota; Viridiplantae; Streptophyta; Magnoliopsida; Ranunculales; Papaveraceae
Product: F-box/kelch-repeat protein At3g06240-like
Exons: 1
Coding region: 1-534 (177 amino acids)
Source: RefSeq, a predicted model, not a curated record